This is a messenger RNA of Strongyloides ratti, 909 nucleotides long. Its product is annotated as CAP domain-containing protein. Lineage: Eukaryota; Metazoa; Nematoda; Chromadorea; Rhabditida; Strongyloididae. The transcript is spliced from 2 exons. The coding region runs from base 1 to 909 and encodes 302 amino acids. The record is from RefSeq and is a predicted model, not a curated record.
AUGAAAUUUUUUUUAACUAUUAUUCGAAUUGUAUUUAUAUUAAUUUAUUUUAUAAAUGGUAAAGAAGGAAACAAUUUAUUAAGUUAUAAACAUAAUAUUUUAAAUCGGUUUAACAAAAAAACAAAUAAUGUAAUUUUAAAUUCAAAAAAAAUUCUUUUUUUACUUAUUGAUGGAAAACCUUUAUUUCAAUGUAAUUAUUAUAUUUUUAAAAAAUUAAAUGAUGCUGUAAAAUAUUGUAAUUUGCUUAGUUCUCAUUCAAUUAGUCGUUUUAUUAAACCAUAUGGUGGUAUUAAAUAUUCAACCAUCAAGUCAUAUAGUAGUAAAAGGAUAGUUUCUAUGUAUGAUUAUAAAGAAGUUUUACUAAAGCAAUCUUUUGUACCUCAAAUUUGGAAAAAAGCAUGGACAGAAUGUGAUUAUGAUUGUUUUAUUGAAAACGAUUUUAAACAACUAAAAUAUAGAUUUAUCGGUGAAAUAAACCAAUAUAGACAACUUCAUAAUAUUAAACCACUUGUAGAAAAUGCAAAUCUUGAUAAGUUGGCUAGAUUGUUUGCUUAUAAAAAAUCUGUAAGUAUUAAUAGAUAUAAAAUUAAUGUGACACAAUUUGGUGUAUUAUCAUUAGUUGAAAAUACAUUUGUUGUUAAUUUGGUUAUAAAAAAAUUAUUUUCAAGUUUUUUUGGUCACUAUGAUUAUAAUAAUAAUAAAUAUUCUGAAGAAUUUAAUAAACAAACACAAAUGCUUUGGAAAAGUACAAAAGUUGUUGGUAUUGGUGUAGCUGAAAAUAGCAGCUUGGCAUUUGUAGUUUUACUCUUCUAUCCAAAAGGAAAUAUUAAUAUGAGAUAUAAAGAAAAUAUUCCACUUGUUAAUGAUAAGUAUAUUAACUAUCCAAUUUUGUUUAAUGCUCGUGGAUAA